This is a messenger RNA of Opisthorchis viverrini, 183 nucleotides long. RefSeq lists its product as hypothetical. The transcript has a single exon. NCBI's taxonomy places the organism in Eukaryota, Metazoa, Platyhelminthes, Trematoda, Opisthorchiida, Opisthorchiidae. The coding region runs from base 1 to 183 and encodes 60 amino acids. The record is from RefSeq and is a predicted model, not a curated record.
AUGCAGAAAGUGCAGUCAAAGUGCGCGUUUCGCUUCGUCUCCACUACCAAGAUACAACCGAUUCAUGAUCCCCAAGAUCCGAGAAAUGCUGGCAUAACGGCUGAAAAUUCGGGCAGUAGGAUCGUCCCAGAACACAUAAACAAAACGGCCAAUACGGGAGAGGAUACACACAGCACCCUCUAA